Messenger RNA from Cydia splendana, 1624 nucleotides. RefSeq lists its product as uncharacterized. The transcript has 3 exons. The coding region runs from base 45 to 830 and encodes 261 amino acids. Lineage: Eukaryota; Metazoa; Arthropoda; Insecta; Lepidoptera; Tortricidae. The record is from RefSeq and is a predicted model, not a curated record.
CUCGCCUCGCCCCACACCACACGCUUACAGCGUCCCGUGAGAUCAUGUUCGUUUCACUGUUUUGCUUUACCAUACUAGCGCUAGCUAGAGCGGAAUCUUUCUGUAGUGACAACGUGCGGUGGUCGCAUCGGUUGAACAUAGUAAACGCUUACGGGGUGUGGCACGGCGUCGCCUUCGCGCAGCACACCCCUGACAUGACAAAUAAGCCCCUGGACGUGGGCUGCGUCACCCUUUAUAUCAGCGAUGCUACUGGCGAUUACCAAUUCGAUUGGCUCGAUUGGAGUGCGAGACAAAGAUACAACGCCAGCAACUGGUGGUCUCUCGGCAGCAACCCGUGGGGCUCCCCGCCAGGCCCGUUGUACCAGUCGCGCCGGCGCCGGGACCUCUUCCAGCAGCGGCGCAUCCGCGUGCUGUGGGACGAGGACGGCGAGACCAUGGAGCAGACCUACGACUACUCGCCCGAGGACCCGGGCCUGUGGACCAUCGAACAGUGGAGGCCUGGUGAAAGGGAGUUAAGAGCUAGGGGUGUAGAUUUGUGGUAUCCUGACGACCCUCCAAGGCACCCUGAAGUGGUCCGUCUGCUGAAACUAACUCCCGAUGAGAUGAUAAUCAACCACUGUACCGAACUGGGGGACGGCGGGAUAUUCUCCUUGCUCUUGCGCAGGUAUCCGGUCCAAGUGAGGCGCUGGGAGAGGCUCGAGUGGCAGAAGUUCCUCGUGAGCUACGGGCUCAGCAACCCGUAUCGGUACUUAUCGGUGUGUGCGGCUUGUGCUCCCGUCACCUCUCUACUAUGCUUCUUUGCCACAACAACUUUAUUAAGAUUCCUUUAAUUGUAUUUCUGUAACAUGCUGUAGUUACGCCUGUAAAAUGGUAAAUUAUUAUAUUUCUGACAUGUCGAGUCACAAAUUAAUAUCAAGAUUUUUACCGAUUGGGGGAAGAUGGGUAGGAUUCGUACACCGGUAGGCUUCGUACAGUGGUCAUGUUUUGACUAUUCAACAUGCUGAAGCGUUCAUAAUUUUUAAAACACCACCAGUCCACCAGCCAACCAUCAGCCUCAAUGAUAUUACAAAAAUUUAAAAAUAUACGUAUAUAGGACCCACCUAUCUACUAAAUCGAAUUCAGCUUAAUGUGUGCUGAAUAAAGGAAACAAAAAUGUUUUAGAUGCUCAUUUAAGUACCUAUCCUAUAUAUAUGUAUGCCUUUUGAAAAAUAACUGUGUAGUGUGCCUUAACCCUUUAUAAGGCAGAGACGAUUUGAAAACCACUUAGUUAAUAAACAUUUUCGGAGAAGAACAUCCUCUUUUUUAUUUAACUAUAAUGGUAUUAUAUAGCGAAUAUAUCAGGCUUUCUUUCCUCAUUCAUACUUUUUCGGUCAGUAUUUAAUUUUAGUGUAAUUAAUUAAUCUAUAGUAUGUGGUCAAUUUAUGCACUAUGCCUGUCAAGGGAAGCAAGCUAUCGUCAUUGUUUCCAUUAUACUAUUUUUAAUAUACACGUCGCUGUAUCUAAUAAUUUGAAUUAUAGCUCUUGCAAUUCACGAUGGCGAGUGGCGAGACUCUUAUUGGUAUGAUGAUAAGGUCUAAUUUUGAUAAAUCCACUCUCCAUCGUGAAUUGCAAUAACUGUACUAUU